UGUCUCUGUACUCAAGAGCCAGCCUGCUGCCGUUCGUGAUAGAUCAUGGGUAAAGAAGGAACGACAAAUCAUGGCCCCGCGCGGGUGACUACCAUUGCAUUUGCAGACAGCCCUGAUGAUCGGCACAAUCGGUCAAGCGCCCACGACACUUUGAGGCAAGACGAAUCCCACCAUCGAAGGCGUUCAGCAAGUCGAGACUCGAUCUCCAGCGUUCGCAGUCGGAUCCACCAGGCCAAUUAUGGUAUCCCUAUCACCUAUCGCACACUAUCGUUCCAAGCUUCCGAGUCGAGAGCUCUCAGUGAAAAUGGCGGUGACAAUACAGCCAAAGACAAGCUGCGAACACCGGGAGACGAUUUGGCAUGUGCCGACGAGCACCGUGUCGAUGUUGAAACUCUGUCUCAGCGCUUGAGAGUGUCGCCAACCGUGGGCCUGAGUUCUGACGCAGCAGCCAAGCGCUUGCAGCAGCAUGGUUACAAUGUCCUUCCCCAACGCCGUCAAAACUACGCCAAAACCCUGGCAGGGUAUGUGUUCGGCGGAUUCUGCUCGAUACUGUGGGUGGGUGUCAUCAUCUUCUUCAUUUGCUGGAGGCCUCUUGGUGAUCCAGAUCCUCAACCCUACAACUUAGGCCUUGCAAUCUUGGUCAUUAUCGUCAUCGUCCUCCAGGCAUCCUUUUCGGCUUUCCAAGACUGGUCAACCGCCAAAACCAUGAACUCGAUCCUCGGCAUGUUGCCAUCGGAUGCUCUUGUCCUCCGGGAUGGCUGUAUCAGCAGCGUUCCCACAAAGGAAGUUGUCGUUGGUGACAUUGUUCGUUUGGAAAUUGGGAACAAGGUCCCUGCAGACAUUCGCCUUAUCGAGACAAGCGGAGACACUCGGUUUGAUCGAUCUGCCAUGACCGGCGAAUCUGAGGAGGUUGAGGCAUCGCUUGAAUGUACGGGCGACAACAUCCUUGAAAGCCAGAAUAUGGCUCUGAUGGGCACAGUCGUCACCAACGGGACCGCCACUGGAAUUGUCGUCUUCACCGGUGCGAAAACCGUAAUGGGCGCCAUUGCCAAAGCAACUGCUGGCGUCAAAGCAAAGCCGACCGCCAUUCAACAGGAAAUCACGCGCUUCGUCACCAUCAUCUGCGGGCUGACGAUCUGCUUGGCAUGUCUGAUUCUCUUCGCCUGGGUGGGCUGGCUUAGGAUACAGCAUCACUCUUUCAUGAAUGUGGUUGCAAUGCUGGAUGACAUCAUGGGCUGCGUCGUCGCCUUCAUUCCUGAAGGGAUGCCCGUCGGCGUGGCAUUGACUUUGAUGUUGAUAGCAAGGCGGAUGAAGGCGGUCAACGUGUUGCCCAAGAGCCUCGCCACGGUGGAGACGCUGGGCUGUGUUUCAGUCAUCUGCUCUGAUAAGACCGGGACCUUGACCAAGAACCAAAUGACAGUGACCAGCAUUGGGUUCGUGGACCAGUUCUUGUCUUCAGAAGAGGCCAAGGAGUCCUUCACGCAAAAGACGCAGCCUCAGCCUUUGGCACGCCUUGUGACCGCUGCCAGAUUGUGCAAUGGAGCCAACUUUGACCCGAUGAGCCUUGAGAAACCAGUGGAGGCCCGUCUCACACAGGGUAAUCCAACCGACGGAGCACUCCUUCGGUUUGCGGCGGCCCUCACUUCGGGUGACCAGCAUUGUGAUCGCUUUCCGCAAGUCGCGGCAAUCCCAUUCAACUCCAAGACCAAAUUUAUGCUGACACUGCAUCAAACACCCUUGGAUGAGUUCAAACGGGUGGAAAAGUCCUCGUCGUCAACGUACAAAGCAUUCGUCAAAGGAGCCCCUGAUGUAUUGUUGCCGAGGUGCUCUCAGUACUGGACUUACCGAUCGAAUACUAUCGCUCGCUUGGACGAAGAAGCAAGAACAGUCUUCCGCGAGCUACAGAACACAAUGUCUCGGAAUGCGGAACGAGUCAUCCUUCUAUGUGAGCGUGAAUACACAUCCACCAAUUCUUUUCAUUCCGAUGGCUUGUCCCAGGAGAACCUCAAUCAUUGUGCAACGGAUCUUGUAGCCAUUGGCUUGGUGGGCAUUUUCGAUCCGCCUCGACCGGAGACUAGUUCUACCGUUGCUGCGUGCCGCCGUGCUGGGAUACGGUUCUUCAUGAUGACUGGUGACUUUGGGCUCACCGGCGCAGCGAUUGCUCGUGAGGUUGGCAUCUUUACUGGCGACCGAGAGCCUGACACGUUUUCAACGAUCGAAGAGCGACGGGAAGAGGGGCCUGAAGCACUGUAUAGCAGCCAAUCUUUGCUCCUGGAAGGCUCCCAGAUCAGCCAGCUCGAGAAGGACGACUGGAACGUCGUAUGUGGCUACCAGGAGGUCGUGUUCGGCAGGUGUACUCCGGAAACUAAACUUCGGAUCGUCAACGAGCUAAGGAGUCGUGGCAAUACCACGGCGGUGACUGGAGAUGGCGUCAAUGAUGCACCUGCUCUGAAAGCUGCCGAUGUUGGGAUUGCAAUGGUGAACGGCAGUGAUGUUGCCCUUGAGGCUGCUCAUCUCGUGCUGCUCGAUAAGUUCGACUCCAUCGUUGACGGAAUACGACUCGGCCGUCUUGUGUUCCAGAACCUACAAAAGGUCAUCAGCUAUCUUCUCCCCGCGGGAAGCUGGUCGGAGAUCUGGCCGGUGCUGGUGAAUGUCUUCUUUGGGGUUCCACUGCCACUCUCUUCCUUCCUUAUGAUCAUCAUCUGUGUGUUCACGGAUCUGUUCCUGGCUCUGAGUCUCAUCAUGGAGAAAGAAGAGUUCGACCUCCUCAGCCUUCCGCCGCGGAACCGAAAGAAGGAUCACUUGAUCAACCUUCGGAUCUAUACUCAGUCUUACCUUUUCAUCGGUGUGAUGGAAACCGUCUGCGCCCACGCCAUGUACUUUUUGUACUAUUCCAGAUACGCGCACAUACCGAUGACAGACCUGUUCUUCGCGUUCGAGAAGUAUACUGAGGGUUUCCAUGGAUAUACCGAGGCGGAACUCACAGCCUUCAACACCACGGGGCAAUCCGUCUACUUCAUUACGCUGGUACUUCUUCAGUGGGGCAAUAUCCUCUCCAUCCGAAACAAGCGACUGUCAAUCCUCCAAGCUGAUCCUAUCCGAAAGCAGCGCCGUAACCCUUGGCUGCUUUUGUCAGCUGUCCUCUCCCUAGCGGUUGCCAUCUUCGUGACAGAAGAACCCGGUAUCCAAAGCUUAUUCGGUACUGGGAGCGCGCCCAUUGAGUUCUGGUUCUUGCCCUUGCCGUUGGCGCUUGGGAUCUUGGUCAUGGAUGAGCUGCGGAAGUUAUGCGUCCGUACCUGGCCACGCGGUCUACUUGCCAGGAUCGCAUGGUGACAUAGGAACUUGAAGAGCACGAUCCUGAGCACUAUCCCGAGGAGCUGAGUUCUUGUCAGCUGUCUCUACUGGCGAUAUAAAGUCAGGUCUGAGAGAUUGCUGAGACUGCGGGAACAGAUAGACGAAAGAGACGAAAGACCUUAAAAGCCCGUACUCCACAAGACCUCCCUAUGCCACAAAGAUCUUGUCUCAGUGCCUAGGGAUGCUCAGUGCCGUUGGAUGAAAAGCGAGGAAGGGGUUCAGGAGACACGGUAGCCUUGUAAUCGU
Molecule: messenger RNA, 3600 nt
Organism: Cladophialophora immunda
Lineage: Eukaryota; Fungi; Ascomycota; Eurotiomycetes; Chaetothyriales; Herpotrichiellaceae
Exons: 1
Coding region: 46-3333 (1095 amino acids)
Biological process (GO): proton transmembrane transport; intracellular potassium ion homeostasis; potassium ion import across plasma membrane
Cellular component (GO): membrane
Molecular function (GO): P-type sodium:potassium-exchanging transporter activity; ATP binding; ATP hydrolysis activity
Source: RefSeq, a predicted model, not a curated record